This is a messenger RNA of Paramecium octaurelia, 1257 nucleotides long. The record is from the annotation of a GenBank genome assembly. NCBI's taxonomy places the organism in Eukaryota, Ciliophora, Oligohymenophorea, Peniculida, Parameciidae.
GCAUUAUAAAAACUUAACAAAGUGUCUGUAUUUCGAAAAGAUAGAGCGACAUUGACAAACAUGAUUAAAAUGACAUAAUUAUUGGGAAAUCCAUAGAGAGACCUAUAAUUCAUACAUAUAGCAGGAACAAAUGGAAAAGGUUCUGUAACACUUAAAAUGUGCAAAAUAAUGCAAUCAAUUGAAUCAUGUGGUUGUUUUACUUCCCCUCAUAUUUCAAGUUUUAGAGAAAGAAUUAAAGUACAUUUAUCAAAAAAAUGAGGUCAAUAAUUAAAUGAUUUCUGAAGAAUACGUAUAAGAACACUUAAAUGACUUUUUUAAUUUGGCAGAAAGGAAUAAUCUUGAAUUAACUUUUUUUGAAUAUGUGACAUGUUUAGCAUUAAAAUACUUUAAUGAUAUGCAUCUUAAAUAUGUAUCAUGGGAAACUGGUUUAGGAGGAAGAAUGGAUUCAACCAAUAUCAUCACUUCUCCUUUAAUAUCUAUAAUUACAACCAUAGGCUUUGAUCAUAUGCAUAUACUUGGGAAUACCCUCGCCUUAAUUGCCAAAGAGAAGGCUGGAAUUAUUAAGCAAAAUUGUCCUGUUGUUAUAGGGCCAAAAAGUUAGCCGUAUGAGAUUUUCAUUAAUGAGGCAAAAGAAAAAAAUGCAGAUCUCACAAUAGUUUAAGGUGAAUUCUAAGAUUUUAAUGAUGAAAACAAUGCAAUAGUAGCCGCUUCAUCAAAAAUUCUAAUGGAGAAAUAUAGUAAUAAUUUUAUUCAUAUGAGAAUUCACAUUUAAUAACUUUGAGGAGGCCUUAAAAAUUAAGUAACCUUGUAGGCUUGAAUAAUUCAGCAUAAAAAAUGAAUAAGGAAACUAUAUUAAAUUAUAUCUUGACGUUGGCCAUAAUGAAUAAGCAAUUGUAAUUAUAAAUUAAUAUGAAUUAGAAAAGUGUCUUGGAUUUGUUAAAAGAUUAAUAGAUUAUUUGUAUAUAUGGAGCUUCUAAUGAUAAAGAUAUUACUUCAUGUUUAUAACUGCUAAAAUCACAUUGUCAUUAAGUUUACAUGGUUUAGGCUAAGACUAAUAGAGCAUUUCAAAUUAAACAAUUGUUAGGUUUUGAUGAUAUCAAGGUUUUAUAUGAUGGUGAUAUUUCAAAAACUACCUUGAAUAUAGUGAAUAAAGUAUGUUAGAUCGAUUAGGCAAUAUUGGUGAUUGGAUCAUUUUAUAUAAUGGAUGAAGUAAGAAUGGUUUUAAAGAUAUGUUAGUCUGAAUGUGAUUUUAAAUGA